AUGUGGAGGUGCAACCAGACCUCUCUGGAAGACUUCAUCCUUCAAGGGCUGUUUGAUGACUCCUUCAACCACCGCUGCCUUUUCCUCUUGAUCAUGCUGGUCUUCCUUACUGCAGUGAGUGGCAAUAGCCUCACCAUCCUCCUCAUCUGCUCUGACCCCCAUCUUCACACACCAAUGUACUUCCUGCUCAGCCAGCUGUCCCUCAUGGAUCUGAUGCAUGUCUUUACAACCAUCCCCAAGAUGGCCAGCAACUACCUGUCUGGCAAGAAGUCCAUCUCAUUUGUGGGCUGUGCCACCCAGCACUUCCUGUAUCUGUCUCUGGGUGGUGCAGAGUGUCUUCUCCUGGCCCUCAUGUCCUAUGACCGCUAUGUUGCCAUCUGCCACCCCUUACGCUACACUGUGCUCAUGAGUAGAAGGGUGGGAGUGAUGAUGGCUGUCAUGUCAUGGUUGAGUGCAUCUGUGAACUCCCUAAUCCACACAGCCAUCUUGAUGAGCUUCCCUUUCUGUGGGUCGAGAAUCAUCCAUCACUUCUACUGUGAAUUUCCAGCUGUUUUGAAGCUGGUGUGUGGGGACAUCACUGUGUAUGAGAACACAGUCUACAUCAGCAGUAUUGUGCUUCUCCUCCUCCCCAUCCUUCUUGUCUCUACAUCCUAUGGAUUCAUUCUCCACAGUGUCAUUCAGAUGCGCUCAGCUGGGAGUAAGAGAAAUGCCUUUGCCACAUGCAGCUCUCACUUCAUUGUGGUUUCCCUUUGGUUUGGUGCCUGCAUAUUCUCCUACAUGAGGCCCAGGUCCCAGCGUACCCCAUUGCAAGAUAAAGUGGGUUCCGUUUUCUAUAGCAUCAUCACUCCCACUCUGAAUCCCUUGAUUUAUACUCUCCGGAAUAAGGAUGUUGCUAAGGCUCUGAAGAAAGCGUGGAGGAGUGAUCGUGUCACCUAG
Psammomys obesus (fat sand rat) is the source of this 936-nucleotide messenger RNA. RefSeq names its product olfactory receptor 2AE1-like. Gene Ontology annotation, molecular function: olfactory receptor activity; G protein-coupled receptor activity. The record is from RefSeq and is a predicted model, not a curated record. Gene Ontology annotation, biological process: G protein-coupled receptor signaling pathway. Lineage: Eukaryota; Metazoa; Chordata; Mammalia; Rodentia; Muridae. The coding region runs from base 1 to 936 and encodes 311 amino acids. Gene Ontology annotation, cellular component: membrane. The transcript has a single exon.